AUGACCCGCGCCCAGCAGACCGUUUCCCUUGCGCUCCUCGUGAGCUCGCUCUACCUGGCCCUUUACCUUCAGCUCGUCCCGAUUCCCGCCAAGAUCCAAGACGAGAUCGUCCCCGUUUUGCCCUUCUGGGUCCUCAUCUCCUUCGGAUCGUACCUCCUCGCCCGUCUCGGAUACAACGUCAUGACCUUCAACGAUGUGCCAGAGGCGCACAAGGAGCUGAUGGCUGAGAUCGACGAGGCCGUUGUCGACCUGCGGAAGCUAGGCGUCGACGUUGACUACGACUAA
Molecule: messenger RNA, 285 nt
Organism: Colletotrichum higginsianum IMI 349063
Lineage: Eukaryota; Fungi; Ascomycota; Sordariomycetes; Glomerellales; Glomerellaceae
Product: Dolichol-phosphate mannosyltransferase subunit 3
Exons: 3
Coding region: 1-285 (94 amino acids)
Biological process (GO): GPI anchor biosynthetic process
Cellular component (GO): endoplasmic reticulum membrane; dolichol-phosphate-mannose synthase complex
Source: RefSeq, a predicted model, not a curated record